GGAGAAAAUGUAUUCAUCUUCAGAGACACAUGCAGAAAUUGAAGUAAAUGAAGUAAAAGGAAGAAAGGAUGAAGAAGUUUCAAACAAGUUACAGCUUCAUGGCACAGAUGUGAUGAAAUAUGCGGCAAAUUCUUGUGGAACAUGGACCCGAACAAGUUCAUUAAUUUCCCUUCCCUAAGGAUGGAAAUAGAAGGAAAUUCUCUGCUCAGCAUUGCAAGAGAAAACUCAUUAAUGGGAAAGAAAUUCAUCAAAAUUGGUUACCAUAUUAAGUGUCAAAGGACUCUGUGUUUUGCUUUUGCUGCAAGUUGUUUAGAAAUUAAGCAACUGAUACAUCACUUACUGAAAAUGGUUCAAAGGACUGGAAAAACAUCUCUUUAAUUCUCUCUUCAUGUAAAAGCAGUACAGAACAUUUGGAAUGUUUUCAGAACGGGAAAGAACUUGAACUACAAUAAAAAAAGGAAAAACUACUGAUGAAGAAAAUUUAAGUAUGAUCAAGGAAAAAGAAGAAUAUUGGCAACAAAUAUUAGAGCUUUAGUGAGAGUUCUGGCUGGACAAAAUUUAGCAUUCAGCCGCCAUGGUAGAAAUGAAAAAUCAUACACACCAGGUAAUGGAAACUUUUAAAAAUUCGUUGAAUAUCUAGCUUUGUUCGAUCCAGUCAUGCAGGAGCAGCUACCUAAAAUAACUGAUCACGAAACACAGGUUCAUUUCUCCGGAAAAAACAUGCAGAAUGAACUGUUUAAAUCCUAGCAAGUGCCAUUAAAAAGAAAAUUGUAGAAGCUGCCCAUUCUGCAAAAUACUUUUCAAUAGCACUGCAAGUGCCUGGGGCCGAGCCCCGCCCUGUGUUUUCCAGGCAGAUGUUUAAAACUCCAGUCCCCCAAAGCAGGUACCAACAGGGCUGGUGCUCUCGUCCGCCUGGCGCUGGGGAGAAUGACUCAGGCGGAGGCACUUUCCGGUCUGCAGGGAGAGGAGCGGAUACAGGCUGGGGCACGCAGCUCCGGACUGCAGCAGUCGGCAGAGCUCGGAGCGGUGCACCGCCGCAAUGCGCCCUGCGGGCUGGCUGCUGGUGGCGUUGUUCUCAGUGGGGAUUGUUUCUGCAUGUCAAUCCACUGGUCUUGCACCAACAGAAGGCAGGGUGGUUGGUGCUGUGGGCUGCACUGUGGUGCUCCCUGGACCAGAUCACAUUGACACCACUGGGUUUGUACGGUGGGAGUAUAAACAAAAUGAAAAUGACACUGAAGUGACUGUCGUACUUUAUUACGUGGCAUCACGAGAACUGGACAUCUUACCAGAGUAUAAGGAUCGUGUUGUAUUUAGCAUGUCCAACUGGUCCCUGGGACUGAAAUUGCAACUGGCAGAUCGAGGCCUGUACAGAUUAAGGAGACAAGAGGAGGAGAAAAAUGGCAAAUGGAUCCAGCUGGAGGUUAUAGAGCCCUUAUCCAAGCCGAAACUCUUUAGGAACUCUUCCUUGGCGGGCUCCACCAUUGAAAUGGUCUGUAAUGUGACAGUAGGUAGGGUGGAUUCCUAUCAGUGGAGAAAGGACCAUAAGCCUCUCUCUAAGUAUGGUCACUACCAACUCUCUCGGAAUAACAGUGUACUUCUCAUACUGAACGCAACACAGGCUGAUAGUGGCAGUUACUCAUGCAAAGUUACCAGCGAAGUUAGUGAGAAUGAAACCUCUCUGGAAUUGAUCAUCAAUGAUUCUUCAGCUGUGGUUUCAAAUGGAGUCAUUUGGGGAGUUGCUGUCAUAACUGCUGUCAUAAUUCUAGUAAUAGGUGAGUAA
Messenger RNA from Gopherus evgoodei (Goodes thornscrub tortoise), 1780 nucleotides. Its product is annotated as carcinoembryonic antigen-related cell adhesion molecule 1-like. The record is from RefSeq and is a predicted model, not a curated record. Bases 1040 to 1780 code for a protein of 246 amino acids. The transcript is spliced from 4 exons. NCBI's taxonomy places the organism in Eukaryota, Metazoa, Chordata, Testudines, Testudinidae.